Messenger RNA from Penicillium odoratum, 1482 nucleotides. RefSeq names its product class I SAM-dependent methyltransferase. The record is from RefSeq and is a predicted model, not a curated record. The transcript has 3 exons. The coding region runs from base 1 to 1482 and encodes 493 amino acids. NCBI's taxonomy places the organism in Eukaryota, Fungi, Ascomycota, Eurotiomycetes, Eurotiales, Aspergillaceae. Gene Ontology annotation, molecular function: protein-arginine omega-N symmetric methyltransferase activity. Gene Ontology annotation, cellular component: mitochondrion.
AUGGACUCCCCCGUUCUCAACCAGCUGUUUCGUCAGCUAUUCAGGCAUCCGGCCUGCCAGUCCCUGCGAAAUUCCCCUAUCUCAUUACCAAGGGGACAAAGUCGCUCAUUCCUCACCCGGCGCACCCCCGCCGCCAAACGCAAACCGCAAGAUGCUGGCAUGCUUUGGACAAAACGAGGAGACAUCAAUAAAAACAUCGAUGAAGAAUAUCAGACAUAUCCGACUGUCACGGCAAGGGAGCUGCGCAACCGGCGAGAGCGGCCGCGGCAAGUCAAAAUGUUGACGCGCGAGUUCAUCGACGACAGUCUUUAUAACCCGUCUUACGGAUACUUUUCGAAGCAUGCGACUAUUUUCACACCUGGCGAGCCGUUUGAUUUCAACAAUAUCGAUGAUGGGCCGGCUUUCCACAGAAUGGUAGGCGAGCGGUACACGGAAUUCGAAAACAUGCUUGACGAAACCAAGCCCGACAUUGCGCGUCAGCUUUGGCAUACACCUACCGAGCUAUUCAAGCCGUACUAUGGCGAGACAAUUGCGCGGUACCUGGUUUCCAAUUACAAGCUCACCCUCUACCCCUACCACGACCUGAUCAUCUACGAGAUGGGUGCCGGUAACGGUACAAUGAUGUUGAACAUCCUGGAUUUCAUCCGUGAUACCGAUUACGAGGUUUACCAGCGCACCAAGUUCAAGAUUAUUGAGAUCUCGCCGUCUCUGGCCGAUCUCCAGUUCAAGAACUUGACCGAUGCUGUCGAUUCCCGAGGACACCGAGACCGCGUCGAGAUCAUCAACCGAUCAAUCUUCGACUGGGAUACCUAUGUACACUCUCCGUGCUUUUUCCUUGGUCUCGAGGUGUUCGACAAUUUCAGUCAUGACACAAUUCGUUAUGAUUACGAGACCGAGAUGCCCCAGCAAGGUGGUGUGCUGAUCGAUGGCAAUGGCGAGUUCCACGAGUUCUACAACACUCAGUUGGACCCCGUUGCUGCCCGCUUCCUGCGCGUGCGUCAAGCUGCUGCCCGCCGUCCGUUCCCCAGUCCCCUUGGCCCUCGUGUCCUCCGUGGGCUGCGGUCCACACCUCCAUUCCGCAAGAGCCACUCUCUUCCCGAGUACAUUCCUACGCGGCUCAUGCAAUUCUUCGAUGUGCUUAACCAGUACUUCCCUGCUCACCGUCUCGUUGCGAGUGAUUUCAGCUCCUUGCCUGAUGCGGUGCCUGGGUUGAAUGCUCCAGUCGUUCAGACACGGUACAAGAGACAGACAGUACCGGUGACAACGCCGUUUGUUCACCAAGGCUACUUCGAUAUCUUCUUCCCUACUGACUUCAAUGUCGUUGAAGACAUGUACCGUGCCAUCACUGGAAAAUUGACUCAGGUGAUGAGUCAUGAAGACUUCAUGGAACGCUGGGCCUACAUUGAGGAUACAGAGACUAGAAACGGGGAGAACCCGUUGCUGAGCUGGUACAAGAAUGCCAGCAUGUUGAUGACUGUGUAG